AUUUCCUCCCUUUUGUCACCACGACCAUGCAGAGGCAUUGAGUCAGUGACGAUGCCUUCCAAGAUCUCCAAUGGCGCUUCGACGCUGCGGCGAGGCAGGAGAUCGGCCAGUGGCAGCGGCAGCGGCCAAGCUGGUGCUGGUGGCACGCCGCCAACCUCGAACGCGCCGCUACCGCCGCGGUCACCAUCUGAGCUCACCCAAGACGCCCUCGAGCUACUCCGGCAAUUCCUUAUGUACCUCGACCCGCCCUCGGCUCACUUGCUCCCCAUCGAUGAGCCACCAAACGCAGAGGUGCCCAUUCCCAUCUCGGACUGGAACGUCAUCUAUUCGACGACGCAGGCAACAGCUGUCACAUCGUCGAUCAAGGUCUCAUCGUACCCUUCGUCCUCCAAGAAUCUAUUUUGCGUGCAGAGCAUCCUGCCUGGAGUGUCAAGCAGACAAUUCUGGACGCUCAUGGCAGAGUCGGGCAAUCGCAGGCUGUGGGACACGACAGUGCAGGAGGGAGGCAACUGGCGUUGGCUUGAGGAGGAGCUAGGAUCCAACGAGGCGCCCCUGGCACGCAGCAUAGCAGCGCGUAUCGAGUAUCUGCGCAUGGGCGCAAUCUUCAUGGUCGCCAAGCCAAGAGAUAUGCUGUUGCUUUCUGCAGAUGUCAUGCUGCCAGCGACUGCCGAAUGCCCGCUCAGGAUGGUCUCGAGUUGCCGGUCAGAGGUUGACCCCACCAAGCCUCCAGUCAAGGGCUACGUGCGUUGGGAUCUGGGCGUGGGAGGCUUCAUGGUCGAGGAAAUGCGAGGCAUAGACGCCAUCAGGGUCACACAGCUGUCCGAUCUUGGCGAGCUGGCAUCGUGGGUACCCAACUCGGUAGUCAGGAUGGUGGCUUCAACCAUGGUACCGCGCUCCCUCAGUCUCAUUUCCAAGGCUGCGCUCAAGAUCAAACCGCACGAGGCUAUCUUGGGACCUACGGCUCCUCCUGGCGCAUCAUUGCGAGAUGAGGUCUGUGUCAAGGGUCACGAGCGCUGGAGUCGUGGGCGUGGCCUGCCAGGUCAGAUCGGCAAAGGCCCGCUUCGGAGGGCGAAGGAGACGGCCGCAGACCCAUCGCAGUCGAAGCCGACGACGGUGACAACAGCCGACAAUACUUCGGGUGCUUCGUCCACCCACAACUCUGCACCCUCCACCAUCUCCGAGUCGUCAGCACCUUCCUCACCCUCGUCUUUCAAGGUCCCAACGGCAGGCAAUAACCUUCUCGUCCCGCCUCUGACCCUGCAGCGCUUGUCAACCAGACUGCACGAUUUGACGCCGCAGAGUCACUCUCCCUCGUCGUUCCAUUCUAGGUCCGUCGUUUCUACCGACGCCUCCUCUCGUGGUGACCGGGCCUCGGAGCAGUCGUCGCCAACCAGUCAGGACGACCGUGACCAGCAACGCACCGAAGAAGGCGAGGGCGACCUGACGAUCGUGGUCUCUGAUCAUGCUGCGCUUACGACAGACGACUCGAAUGAGUCGAUGUCGAAUUCAAAACGGGCGUCCACCGUCAUAACCCAAGAGGACAGCGGCGACGAUGCCCUUGGCCAACUGCGAGGCGAAACUCAGCUCGGCGAGCGAUUGCAACGCUUCUCGAUGGCUGCGAGAACGACGGCGGAGGAAGACGCUGAGGCGACGCGAGUAGGCGACACAAGCGCAGCAGACGAUGAGGGUGGCGAUCACGACAAUGGAGAAGAAGCCAAAUCAGUCCUGGCGGAAGCCCUUUCCACUUCUCUUCAAUCGCCGCAACUCCUCCCUCAGCUCCUUCCUCAAUCACCACAUCGCCGCCAAGGUAGCUCUUCCUCCGCUUUUGCGCUGGCAGGGUCGCCCACGGCCGCAGGCUCGGGUGCCACACCGCGCUCGCCCAGUCGCAUCCGCAUGGAGCAAGAGGCCACAGAGCUGUCCGCUAUGCUGCUCGCAGGAUCAGACGCGCUCAUCUCGGCCUUGGCGCCUGGAGCGAGGGGCCCAAGCGCUAGUGCAGAGCACAGCGACGAUGAGAGCGAAGCAAUCGGGAGCAAAGCUGAUAUCAAGCCUCCGAGCCCUCUUAGCGGGUGUGGCCAUUCUGCCCUAACCGCCCCGCUUCCAACUAUCCCGUCCACCUCGCAUCGCAAAGCCUCCCCCAGCCGGAUCCCGUUCAAAGCUUGGGAUCCUUCCUCUCCUCCUUCGGCCUUUGCGUCUUCUCAGUCCUUCAGCCGCUCCAGGCCAGGGUUCAGGAGGCAUGUAUCAAAUUCGUCGCAGCCCGUCGUGGAGACGUCGAGUGCGCAUGCGAUGCGCUCGUUCAGCUACGGCGCGGCCAAGAGUAGUGACGCGAGUUCGGUCGGAGUGGGGUCGGGUGCAGUGGUGAGGGAUGGAAGUGAGGCUGCUGCUACGCCGGGAGCGGGAGUCGCCGGUCAGGCAGAUCCAGCCCUGUCUGGAAAGCGUGGAGGUCCAAGCAGGCCCUACGCCUUGGCUCUGGGGAUGAUGGCUAUGCUCUGGGCCUCUUCGUCGUCAAAAGAGCAACGCCGCAGCCCCUCGUCCGUGGCGGAAGACGAAGCAGCAUCCUCUGUUCAUCAACAGCAACAGGCAGCCUCGCAGUCAUCGCGACCUGUCAGCGCAGCCCCAGACGGGCUGACAAUGCAGCCUCCCUCAGCAUCGACCUCUGUCUCGCUCGCAGAAGGGACAGCCUCAUCUAAAGAAGACCCUUCGCCUGCCGUCACGGCUGCACGACGCGCUCUACUGCAGAGGACGGUCUCGUCCUCCUCGUCCAGAUCAACUACCGCAGCAGCAGCGGCUGCCGCCGUUGCGAGCGUUGCCGCAGAGAGCUCCGCUGCUCCUGCCCCACCGAAGAGCAAUAAAGUCCAAGCGGUGGCACCUCCCAUCACGCCCGUCUCCACACUGCCCCGAUCAGCGUACAAGCCGCAUCCUUCCAGCCCACCCUUUGCCGGACCUAACUUCGGAUCAUGGUCUUCUUCAACCGUUCUGUCCUCCCCACCAGCAUCACCGCGCAUUCCUGCGGAGGAUUCACGGGAGAGGAGGUUGAGCCGGGCAAAUUAUGCUGGCAACAGUAAGUUGUUGACUGGUAGUGCAGGUGCAGGUGCAGGCGUGGGUGGUAGCGGCACUUGAGCGUGCUGGAGAAGACAGUUGAGAAGGGAAAGAAGAAGUAAUCGUGAAGCGCACGGAACGAAGGGCCGCAGGACCGCAGGAGCAAAGAACAGGGACGCAUAGGAGGUGUCCGUCUCAUCAUACCCACCUUCCCGUAGACAGUUGUGUAUAUCAUCAUCUGAGCUCAACCUCACUCAUCAUUUUCUGCGUCGCGCUGCCAUUGUCGAUAAAUUAUCAUCAUCAUCGCAUACA
Jaminaea rosea is the source of this 3348-nucleotide messenger RNA. RefSeq lists its product as hypothetical. The coding region runs from base 52 to 3117 and encodes 1021 amino acids. The record is from RefSeq and is a predicted model, not a curated record. NCBI's taxonomy places the organism in Eukaryota, Fungi, Basidiomycota, Exobasidiomycetes, Microstromatales. The transcript has a single exon.